AUGGCUACUCCUACCCCAGCGGAACCCAUCCUCGCCAGCAACCUCUACACCCUCGAGACCGCAAAUCAAACCCCACCUCCAGAAGUCCUCCCAAACCAAUGGCAACCACCCUUAAAAACCUCAUCCCUAACCAACGACUUCAACUUCAACUUCACCUCCAACUCCCUCAACUACAUAACCACCCCCUCCCGCCCCGAAACCCAAGACCUCCUCCAAACCCUCCUAACCACCCACCUCCUGAGUUCCAAAACCUCCACAGCCACAGUAAUCGACAGCACACUUGACUUCGACGUCCGAAAACUCCACAACACCCUCAAAGCACAAAUCAAAACCUCACUCCAACUCCCCACGAGCAGCCACCACCACCACUCCGAAGAAGAUACCACGCUCCAACAUCUCUCCCGCGUGAAAAUUUCCAAAAUCUUCGAUCUCAAAGGCUUAAUCGAGACGAUAUCGGAAGUUCAAGCCGAGGAUUCCCAUAAGCACGACUUUCUCCUCCUCAUCAUCACCAACCUCACCAAUAAUCUCCUCCUCUCCCCGAGUUACGUACAAACUCAAGCGACCUUCACUUCGCUGAUGCGGCUUCUGGACCAUCUUUGCAAAACGCGAAAUUUGUGUGUGGUGGUUUUCGGGGAUGGGCGGCGUGCGAACAAGAAGAAAGUCGAGGAGGAGGAGGAGAGGUUGAGUAUGUUUGAAUCUUGUGGGAUGAGUGAGGUUUUGGGGGGUGGGUGUGGGGUUGGGGGGUUGGUUGAUGGGCAUUUGUAUCUUCAUAAGGUGUUGAGAAGAAGAAGGAAGCGGGAAACUGGAGGGGGGGAUGGGCAUGCGCUUGUGUUGGAAGUUGUGCAGGAUCGGUAUGGGGAUGGGUAUGGCCAGUGGGUUGCUUUGGAGUAUGAUUCCGAAGGGAGGCUUAAGGGUAUAUCAUGA
Pseudocercospora fijiensis CIRAD86 is the source of this 924-nucleotide messenger RNA. RefSeq lists its product as uncharacterized. The record is from RefSeq and is a predicted model, not a curated record. The transcript has a single exon. Lineage: Eukaryota; Fungi; Ascomycota; Dothideomycetes; Mycosphaerellales; Mycosphaerellaceae. Bases 1 to 924 code for a protein of 307 amino acids.